Molecule: messenger RNA, 2191 nt
Organism: Bicyclus anynana (squinting bush brown)
Lineage: Eukaryota; Metazoa; Arthropoda; Insecta; Lepidoptera; Nymphalidae
Gene: Csp
Product: dnaJ homolog subfamily C member 5
Exons: 2
Coding region: 145-753 (202 amino acids)
Biological process (GO): regulation of neuromuscular synaptic transmission
Cellular component (GO): type Is terminal bouton
Source: RefSeq, a predicted model, not a curated record
GUAUUUGUCAUCUGUGAUUCUGUGUUCGAUAAAGGGAGACACAAUUUUGGUUUUACAAUUUUAGUGAUUUUCAUUAUUUUCAUGUUUAAGUAAUUGUUGUUACGCCUUUAUUUAUUGUGCAACUAUCUAAUACAACUCAUUACAAUGGAUAAAAGAAAACUUUCCACCGCAGGCGACAGCCUCUAUCUAAUACUGCAAGUUCCAAAAACUGCAACGGCCGACGACGUCAAGAAAAGUUAUCGCAAAUUAGCAUUAAAAUACCAUCCAGACAAAAAUCCGAAUAACCCAGAAGCCGCUGAUAAAUUUAAGGAGGUAAAUCGUGCUCACACAAUUUUGAGUGACGCCACGAAACGAAAUAUAUACGAUAACUAUGGCUCCCUCGGGUUGUACAUAGCAGAACAGUUCGGCGAAGAGAACGUCAACGCCUAUUUCGUCGUGACGAGCACUUGGUGCAAGGUGCUGUUCGUCGUGUGCGGCGUUCUGACGGGCUGCUACUUCUGUUGCUGCCUGUGCUGCUGCUGCAACUGCUGCUGCGGGAAGUGCAAGCCGCGUCCGCCCGAGGAGUCCGGAGACUACCACACGCUGGAGCGAGACGACUCGGACGGCGUGCAGCCGGUGACCAUGCAGCCGGGUGGCGAGGGACGCCCGGCCGGCAACCAGGCGCCGCCCAUCGCUAUGCCGGCCCCGGCGCCCGCCGGCGCUUCCGAGAACACGGGCCUCAACACAGGGAGCAGUAUACCAAAAUACACGUGAAGUAUAAACAGCUAAUCUAGAGUUAUUUGUAAGGCAAAUGAGGAACCCGCUACUUAGUACCACCUUCCAUGAUGCUUCUUACAAAUGUAAGCCUUAAUGUUAUUUUUUUAUAUUUAGUUACCUAUUUAUUUUCUUAAAAAAAUGUUUUUUUUUUUGGAAUAGUAUACUUUAUUAUUUAUUGGUUCAUUAAUAUUCGCCUUAUUUUCAAUGACUUACUUUCCUGUUGUACUGUAUCUUUUAAUUCUUAUCGCCUUUCGAUAAAACCAUUUAUACUAUUGUCUAAUAAUAUUUGUGACAAAAUUCUGAUUUUACAAUGGAGUGAAUAUGAUUAAUUUGUUUUUAUGAAUCAUACGUGUUGCAAUGAAUUAAAAUUAGCCAUAAUUAGUGCAGCUCUGACAAAUUCAUAUUGAUCAAUUUUUAUUUAUUUAUUAGUGCGUAUCCAUUUAAUAUAGGUAUGUUUAAUAUUAUAAUUACGUGCAUUUCAUACAUACAAAAAUACACUGCUCUAAGGACUAAUUAGUAAUUACGUACCCGGACAUGUAACCACGUGGCACGUCUAUUAUCUUUCUACAAUCGAAAACGCUUCGAAAAUAAAAUAAUGUAUGGGGAUGACAUUUUGUUAUCGACAAGUCACGUGAUCAAGUUAUCUAUAAGAUCUGUCAUUGCCAUACUUUUUUUUAGUUUUCGAAGCGUUAGCGUCUGUAGAAAGAGAAUCUAUGUGCCAUAUGGUUAUGGGCCCUGUAUUGGAGAAAGAAUUUUACAUUAUGUACAAUUUGUACGCAUAUAGUGCUUACACUAGUCAAAGUCCUUCUCCACAAAAUAAAAUUAGGCACAAUAUGUAUCUAAGUACUUUGUAUUCACAAUAAUAAUUAACAGAUAUUGAUGUACCUACCUAAUUUCUAUGAUCUUACUAGCUGAGCGUUGUUUUGCUUUAAAAAAAUAUAAAACCUAUUCUCAGACCUAAAUAUACAUAUAAAACUUUAUAAAAUCGGCAAAGCCGUUUACGGAGGAGAAUGGCAACUAACACUGAAACACGAGAAUUUUACAUAUUUGUAACAUUUUUCUCUACCAAUAUAUAUACCUAGUAGUCGAAUGUUCUAGUUAGUUUAAAAGUGAAAGUUUCUUGGAAAGUUAAAUUUAAUUGUUAUGGAUACACACUAUUAUGAUAUGAAGAUAAGAGUAAGGUAUUUUGAUCAUAUGUAAUUUUAUUCGGCGUACAUUCCUUAAAACAGGCCUAAUCCAACAUAACAUACGAGUACGAACUACAAUUACCUACUUAAAGCUUAAGUGAAAGUAUUAUUUAGUUUGGUACAAGUAUCUAAUUAGGUGAUCCAUGUACCGGGGAUUUACCUAUUAUCAUGUAUGUAUAAAAUUACCUAUAAGUAAUUGUUACUAUUUAUAGUCAUCGAUAUUAUUAUUAAAAGCCAGAUUCACACUA